UGUUUGUAUUAGCAAGUUCAAUGUACCCUCAAAAUAAGUGCCUCUUCUACGUUAAUAAUUAUUGGGUCAAAUUCUAAUUUUCGUUUCAAACCCCCAAUAUCAAUAUGAUAUGAGCUUAAUGAAUUGGUAUUUAACUGAACGCGUGAUAGUUCAAUAGAUUACAAAAGUGGUGUUUAAUUAAACCCCCAACUUCAAAACUGGCUGAUCUUUGGUUUAAUUCUCCAGAUGAUUCCUACCCCUCUCCUCCGCCAGAAUCUCGACCCCGACGGAGAAUGGACUUUCUUCACCUCAAAGGCGCCUCCACCGCUGCCGCUGCCGCUGCCGAUAGUACAACCAGUGCUUCGUCGUCGUCGUCGUCUGGUGGACGCAAACGCCGCAGUAUGCAUUCGGUUUCAAGGAGGUGUGAAAAUGAAGAGCAUGAAAACAGGGGACAGAGGAAAGAUGAUGAUGAUGAUGAAGAUAACGUUGUUGUUGAUGAUGAUGUUAAAUAUGGAGUUACUUCUGUUUGUGGAAGAAGAAGAGAAAUGGAGGAUAUGGUUUCUGUUCAUCUUUAUUUUACUAAUGAAAAGAAUCUACCCCAAAUUCCCAUUCACUUUUUUGGGGUCUUCGACGGCCAUGGCUGCUCUCAUGUUUCGAUGAGCUGUAUGAAUCGAAUGCAUGAAAUAGUGAAAGAAGAGAUUGAUGAAAACGAAUUAGAAGAAACAGAGGAGUGGAAGAAAAUAAUGAAGAGAAGCUUUAGGCGUAUGGAUGAGGAAGUGAUGAAGGAGUACUCAAAUAAUAUUAAACAGAGAGAUGCUGCCGUUGCCGGCUCCUCCUCCUCCUCCUCCUCCUCCCACAAUAUUAGUUGCAGAUGCGAACUCCAAACUUCUCAUCAAUAUGACACCGUCGGAUCAACUGCUCUGAUUGUGUUAUUGAUGCCCCAUAAGCUCAUCAUCGCCAACUGCGGCGAUUCCCGCGCCGUCCUUUCCCGGAAAACUACUGGAAUCCUCCCUCUUUCCUCCGACCAUAAGCCGGAUCGACCAGAUGAAUUGUCGAGAAUAGAAUCUGGAGGUGGGCACGUGAUCCAUUGGGAAGGGGCGAGGGUGUUGGGAGUUUUAGCAAUGUCAAGAGCGAUAGGCGACAGUUCUUUAAAACCUUACGUAAUAUCAGAGCCGGAGGUGGUGGUAAUGGAUCGAAGAAUGGAGGAUGAGUUUAUCAUACUGGCUACUGAUGGCUUGUGGGACGUCGUUACAAAUGAAACUGCGUGCGACGCAGUUCGAACAUGCAUGCGAGCACAGCGAGCGUCCUCGUCGUUGUCUUUGUUAGAAGAAUCAUCUGGUUCUAUGGGCGGCGGCUCUGACAAAACAUGUUCUGACGCCUCUAUCUUGCUGACAAAGUUGGCGAUCGCCAAGCAUAGUUCAGAUAACAUUAGCAUUGUGGUUAUAGAUUUGAGAAAUACACAUCAUCAUCAUCAUCACCACCACCACCACCACCACUGCUAAAGCAUCGAGACUAGCAACAGAUUGAAUUGGAAUUUUGUUUUUGUUCUUCUUCCUGUUUUGUUUUGUUGGUUGUUUUUCAUUAUAAAUUUCAUUUUGGGGUUGUAUUUUUAACAAAUGUUUUGAAAUAAAAUAAAAUUGAA
This is a messenger RNA of Cucumis sativus (cucumber), 1621 nucleotides long. Its product is annotated as probable protein phosphatase 2C 24. The transcript is spliced from 3 exons. Bases 273 to 1481 code for a protein of 402 amino acids. Gene Ontology annotation, molecular function: protein serine/threonine phosphatase activity; cation binding. Lineage: Eukaryota; Viridiplantae; Streptophyta; Magnoliopsida; Cucurbitales; Cucurbitaceae. The record is from RefSeq and is a predicted model, not a curated record. Gene Ontology annotation, cellular component: cytosol; nucleus. Gene Ontology annotation, biological process: protein dephosphorylation.